AUGCGCGGGCUGCGGACGUUGCGCGCGGCGGGGCCGGCGGCGGCCGCCUGGUGCCUGCUGCUGCUGCAGGCGCACGCCUACUUCGGGUCAGCCCGCCUGGCCGCUCCGGGGGCGCGUCGCGGCGCGGGGGGCCCCGGCCAGACGGCUGGGCUCAAGGGGGGGGGGGAUCGACGGCGGGGCUUCGGCGCCACCCAGCCCGCCCGCCCGUCCGUCCCUGGGCCGGGCUCGACGGCGGGGCUUCGGCGUCGGCUGACCAGGAAGGAGGCGUUAAUUCAGUUUCCUCUGCUGGGGCCCUCCACAAACCCUGCUCACGGGAAGGCUCACUUGAAGCAAUGCGACUUACUCAGGCUGUCCCGUAAGCAGAAAAGACUCUGCCGGCGGGAGCCGGGGCUGGCUGAGACGCUGCGGGAUGCCGUCCGACUCGGGAUUGUUGAGUGUCAGUAUCAGUUCCGCAACGAGCGCUGGAACUGUAGCCUGGAUGGGCGGACGCACCUCCUGAAUGAAGGUUUUAAAGAAACGGCCUUUCUCUAUGCGGUGUCUUCGGCAGCACUGACCCACUCCCUGGCUCGGGCGUGCAGCGCGGGGCGAAUGGAGCGCUGUACGUGUGACGACUCUCCAGAUUUGGAGAACCGCAAGGCAUGGCAGUGGGGAGUGUGUGGAGACAACCUCAAGUUCAGCAUUAGGUUUCUGAAGAACUUCCUGGGCCAAAAGAAGGUCGGGAAAGACCUGCAGGCCAAAGUGGAUAUGCACAACACCAACAUGGGCAUCAAGGCUGUGAAAAACGGUCUGAAAACCACCUGCAAGUGCCACGGGGUUUCUGGCUCAUGCGCGGUGAGAACCUGCUGGAAACAGCUGUCCCCAUUCCACGAGACAGGGAGGCUCCUCAAGUUGCGCUACGACCACGCCGUCAAGGUUGUCAGCACCUCCAACGAUGCCGUGGGCCACUCGGAACUGGCGAGCCCCCAGCGCCGUGGCCGCUUGUCCAAAGGACCCUCUGCUCUCCGCCCCACUGACCUGGUUUACAUGGAGGACUCCCCACCCUUCUGUGUGCCCAGCAAGUUUUCGAUGGGCACCACUGGAAGGACAUGUUCCCGCGAGGUCAACUGUGACAGCAUGUGCUGUGGCCGGGGGUACAACACCCAGACCCGCAUGGUCACCUUCGCCUGCCACUGCCAGGUGCAGUGGUGCUGCUAUGUGGAAUGUCAGCAGUGCAUGCAAGAGGAGGUGGUUUACACCUGCAAGUAG
Euleptes europaea (tarantolino) is the source of this 1245-nucleotide messenger RNA. RefSeq names its product Wnt family member 9B (gene WNT9B). Gene Ontology annotation, biological process: canonical Wnt signaling pathway; cell fate commitment; multicellular organism development. The record is from RefSeq and is a predicted model, not a curated record. Gene Ontology annotation, molecular function: cytokine activity; frizzled binding. The transcript is spliced from 4 exons. Lineage: Eukaryota; Metazoa; Chordata; Lepidosauria; Squamata; Sphaerodactylidae. Bases 1 to 1245 code for a protein of 414 amino acids. Gene Ontology annotation, cellular component: extracellular region.